AUGUCGCACUCAUCCAACCCUUGGGCUCCUCGCGUGUCCGACGAGGAGAGAUAUUCAGAAGAGACGUUUCUACAGGGUGCGCUCCUCUCCAACAUCGCGUACGGCAUGCAGGUCGCGCUCUUUCCGAUGUGUUUCACUGCGCUGUGGCAAAAAAUCGACCGGUUCAAUUAUCGACGCCAGAUCUCGCUCCUCGUCUUUGUUUCUCUCAUUUUCAUUAUCGGCACGCUCUACAUGGGCGCCCAAGCCAAGUUCACGCAGCAGGCGUUCAUCGAGUAUCGCGACUAUCCCGGUGGACCGAGCGAGUAUGAAUUGGCGUUCUUCAGUAACCCCGUAGAUGAGAUUGGGAAUGUGUGUUUUGUCGUUGGGAACUGGUUCAUGGAUGCCUUCCUUGUAUGGCGAUUCAUGGUCAUAUAUGGAUCGUACGGCAGGGCGUGGGUGAGAGUUUUAAUCAUCCUUCCCUGUAUAAUGCUCCUUGCGUCCAUCGCGCUCGGUGUCCUACUUUUGGUCAAAAUGGCUGGCUCUAAUCCUUUCGCACAAGCCGACUUCGCCCUUUCUUACUAUGUGACUACACUUGCGCUGAACGUCAUCGUCACUGUCAUGAUCGCCACCAGGAUAGUGCUCUACCGGCGACGCAUCAGGCGUACUUUUGGACCACACCACUACUCAAGCUACUCUAAUGUUCCUGCGAUCCUCAUCGAAUCCGCGUCAUUAUACUCCCUUUUUGCGCUGCUCUUCAUCGUUCCGCUCGGGCUCCAGAGCCCGCUUGCGAAUGUGUUCAUGCAGUCCGUGAGCCAGGUGCAGAUCGUCACCGCACUGAUGAUUGUCUUUCGUGUGGCCACUGGCAAGGCAUGGACAGAAGGCGGUGAGAGAGAACCUAUUGUGCCCACUGGUGCUACUGCAGUGCAGCUCAAGCGCACGGAGCGUGCGCGCGCUGGUGGCGGCAGUGAAGGACAUUCUUCACUUGAGUUCAGCCUUCCCGAUGGCCUUGACGCGAGCCAAUCUUCGGGUAAGACUACUUGCGAGCACGAGGGAAGCUCUGCCUAA
Molecule: messenger RNA, 1044 nt
Organism: Fibroporia radiculosa
Lineage: Eukaryota; Fungi; Basidiomycota; Agaricomycetes; Polyporales; Fibroporiaceae
Exons: 4
Coding region: 1-1044 (347 amino acids)
Source: RefSeq, a predicted model, not a curated record